AGUCCCGACUGAAGCGGAGCCGCUCCGGCUGGAGGGAGGUUCAGAGGCCCCGUCGGAAGCGCCGAGGGGCGGGAUGGGGCGGGCGGGGGCGGGGGAGCCGGCGGGGCCGCUCCUGCCCGCAUCGGGAGCGCUGCCGGAGCCGCACGGGCAGGCACAGCAGCCGAUGGGGGAGAGCAGGACAGGCUCCAGGCUGGCACCAAACCCAGCACCAAAGCCCCUCCAGCCCACUACAGCAUCCGAGCACUGAGCAUCUGCGCCGGGGCGAGGAGACCCCCACAGCGGGGGCCUGGGCUCCUCAUCGCACAGGACACCGUGCACAGAGCAGCUUUCACAGAGAGAACGAAACAACAAGGUCACUUGGAAACAUUCUGGAAAUAAAGGCAGCAGGAUGAACCUGAAGAAGUAUUUCAUCCGCGCACUGCACCGCCUGCAGAAGGGCCCUGGCUACACCUACAAGGAGCUGCUGGUCUGGUACUGUGACAACACCAACACCCACGGCCCCAAGCGCAUCAUCAAAGAGGGGCCCAAGAAGAAACUCAUCUGGUUCUUCCUAACGCUGCUCUUCGCAUCUCUGGUCUUCUGGCAGUGGGGCAUCCUCAUCAACACCUACCUCUCCUAUAACGUCACAUCCUCUCUCUCCAUUGGCUUUAAGACCAUGAAGUUCCCAGCAGUCACGGUCUGCAAUGCCAACCCUUUCAAAUACUCAGAGGUGAGGCAUUUGCUGAAAGACCUGGACAGGCUCAUCGAAGCGGCACUGGAGAGGAUCCUGCAGCCCACACCGGGGAACAGUAGCGAGAACGUCUCCCCACCGCUCAACAUGGAGCUCUGGAACCAGAUACCCCUGGUCCUCAUCGAUGAGCAUGACAAAGACAACCCCAUCAUCCUGGACAUCUUUGAGAGCAACCAGCCUGCUGUGGGCAACCAAACCGUGGAGGGCAAUCGAACCACUGAGGGUAACCAAACCACUGAGGAUAACCACACCUCCACAGGCAAUGAAAUGGCUGAGGGCAACGAAACCUUCAUGGGCAACGAAACCUUCAUGGGCAAUGAAACCUUCACGGGCAACGAAACCUUCAUGGGCAAUGAAACGACUACUCCACCUGCCCCAGCCAACGUGACAUCAGAAGAGAAGAAGUACAAGCUGGCAGUGAAGCUGAACAGGGACAGACCUGCCUGUGUGUGUCCUCAGUGCAGCCAUCAGGGCUCGGACAACUGCACGUACCGCAACUUCAGCAGCGCAGCGCAGGCGGUGAGCGAGUGGUAUAUCCUGCAGUCCACCAGCAUCCUGGCCAAGGUCCCGCUGCAGGACAGGAUCCGCAUGGGCUACCAGGCUGAGGACAUGAUCCUGGCCUGUCUCUACGGGGCUGAGCCCUGCAACUACAAGAAUUUCACCCAAAUCUAUCACCCAGACCACGGUAACUGCUACAUCUUUAACUGGGGCAUGGACGAAGAGGCCUUGAAUUCUUCCAACCCCGGAGCCGAGUUUGGGCUGAAGCUGAUCCUGGACAUCAGCCAGCAGGACUACAUCCCCUACCUGUCCUCAGCGGCCGGGGCACGGCUGAUGCUGCACCAGCAGAAGAGCUUCCCCUUCCUGAAGGACCAGGGCAUCUACGCCAUGGCCGGGACCGAGACCUCCAUCGGCGUGCUGGUGGAUGAACUGGAGCGGAUGGGCUAUCCCUACAGCGACUGCACCGUGAACGGCUCUGACAUCCCUGUGAAAAACCUCUAUAGCCAGUAUAACACUUCCUAUUCCAUACAGGCUUGUCUGCGCUCUUGUUUCCAAAUUCACAUGAUUGAAACCUGUGGAUGUGGUCACUACAUGUUCCCUUUACCUGAAGGGGUAAAUUAUUGCAAUAACGAAGAUAACCCAGGCUGGGCAUAUUGCUAUUCGUCACUGAGAUCAAGCAUAAGGGACAGACAGAUCUGUAUUGACUCCUGUAAGGAAACGUGCAAUGACACACAGUACAAGAUGACCAUCUCCAUGGCAGACUGGCCAUCCGAAGCCUCAGAGGACUGGAUUUUCCAUAUUCUGUCUUAUGAAAGGGAUAUGUCAACAAAUGUGACUCUGGACAGAAACGGGAUCAUCAAGCUCAACAUUUACUUCCAGGAGUACAACUACCGCACCAUCUCGGAGUCGGCUGCCACCACGAUUGUGUGGCUGCUGUCGAGCCUGGGAGGCCAGUUUGGGUUCUGGAUGGGGGGCUCAGUGCUGUGCCUCAUUGAGUUUGGGGAAAUCAUCAUCGACUCGCUGUGGAUCACCAUCAUUCACAUCAUCAGCUGGUGCAAGGGCCUGAAGCAGAAGCGGGCGCAGAUGCGGUACCCGGAUGCGCCCCCGACAGUGUCGGAGCUGGUGGAGGCUCACACCAACCUGGGCUUCCAGCCUGAGGACACGGGGACCCUCCCCAGGGAUGAGGCACUGCCCCCCGAGCCCGGCACCCCCCCUCCCAACUAUGACUCACUGCGCGUCCAGCCCCUUGACAUCCUUGGUCCCGACAGCGAUGCAGAAACUGAGUGAGUGGUGUGUCCCAUCACCUCCCGAUGGCAGGUGGCCGUCGCUGUGCUCCGUGUCACAUCUGCCAUCACCGAGCUCAGGGUGUCACUUGCUGAAAAAUCUUCUGCUCUCCACCAAAAUCAGGAAGGAACUAGAAAGCCCUGGCUGUCCUCCCAUCCCCAGCUUGAAGUGUUCACUGUGAAGAUUCUCCAUCUAAUAAACCCUGUAAUAAAACUCAAGUCAGUGCCAAGCUCUGGCUUUAGCACA
Molecule: messenger RNA, 2758 nt
Organism: Columba livia (rock pigeon)
Lineage: Eukaryota; Metazoa; Chordata; Aves; Columbiformes; Columbidae
Gene: SCNN1B
Product: sodium channel epithelial 1 subunit beta
Exons: 14
Coding region: 389-2515 (708 amino acids)
Biological process (GO): sodium ion transmembrane transport
Cellular component (GO): sodium channel complex; plasma membrane
Molecular function (GO): ligand-gated sodium channel activity
Source: RefSeq, a predicted model, not a curated record